This is a messenger RNA of Cinclus cinclus, 7958 nucleotides long. It is a transcript of the gene CPEB4, whose product is annotated as cytoplasmic polyadenylation element binding protein 4. Gene Ontology annotation, molecular function: translation factor activity, RNA binding; mRNA 3'-UTR binding; mRNA regulatory element binding translation repressor activity. Bases 1592 to 3781 code for a protein of 729 amino acids. Lineage: Eukaryota; Metazoa; Chordata; Aves; Passeriformes; Cinclidae. The record is from RefSeq and is a predicted model, not a curated record. The transcript is spliced from 11 exons. Gene Ontology annotation, cellular component: neuron projection; synapse; cytoplasm. Gene Ontology annotation, biological process: negative regulation of cytoplasmic translation.
GCCGGGGGGGUGGGGGGCGGGGAAGGCGGCUAAAGAAAACACACGGAAAAAGACGCAAAACGAGGCGGCGGCGGCGGCAGCAGCGGGGCCGCGCGCCGGGGACACGUCGCCGGCUGCCGAGAGCUGUCGAUCGCCUCGUCCUUCCAGCUCCCCGCAGCAUCGAGCCCGCGGAGACACCCCCCCCGGUGCGGCCGGUACAUGAGGGGCACGGCCCGGCCGCAGCCCAGCCGAGCCGCCGCAGGGCAGGGAGCGCCCCGAGCCGCCGCCGCCGGAGCCCCGAGCGCUGCGCCCCGAGACAGAGCCUGCCCCGACCCCGCCGGGAGAGCCGCUUAAACACCUUCCAUGGGGGAGAGAGGAGCCCGGCCGGCCGCGCCUUCCCCUCCCUGCCGGAGGCUGCUGCGCUGCUGAGGUAAAACCCCUCCUGCCUUGCCCGGCCCGAGCGAGGGCGGGGGACGCGCGGGGCACCCACAGCCCGGCCCCGCUGGAUGCCGAGUGCCUGAGGAGGGAGCGCGUUCCGGGGGCUCGCUGGGCUGCGGGAGCCGCGAUUCCCGGGGAAGGAGGCGAGCCCCGCACCAUAAAACACCCUCCCGGCAGCAGAGAGCGAGGAAAAAAAGCCUCCUUCCCCUUCCUCCUGCACAACUCGCUGUCCCCUCCCUUCCCUUUCCCGAACGCUGAUUUCUGAGAUGAAAACCUUCCUCCUCGGACAGCCAGGACUCGUAUGAAGGACACGCAAAUAUUGGAUCAUAAAUAAGAAGCGAGUCUGGCGAGCUCAGAAACCCAGCCCGAAAGGAGCAGCAUCAAGAAUCCACCCUUCUCCUGCACAACUCACUCCCCACCCAAGACACCAAGAGAAUACUGAUUUCCUGAGAUAAGGUCUUACCCCUUUAAACAACCACACACACGCACACACACGGUGUAUAUUAUUGCUAAAUAUAAUAGGUUAAACCCAGCAGCACGGGAUAAAGCCUCUUCUGCAACUCACUCCCCCAUUUCACGCUCCUGUAUAUACUAAGAUCCUGAGGUAAAUUUUUCCCUUGUCCACAGCAAAGACUUUUUGAACAGGACACAAAUAUAUAUUAGAUUAUAGAGAUGUAUUAAAUUAUUCCAGAUUUAAAUCUAUUUUUUGCUGCCAAGGGGUUGAGGGACCAGAAGUCAUUGUAUUUUUUUUUCUUCCCUCUUAACUCAUUUAUGGGCGAGUCAAGGCUGCUGAGGAGGAAAAAAACAGGAUAGUUAGAAUCUCUUUAUCCUUAUUUCCCAGAAGCUUAUUCUCUCAUUGCUGUGCAUUUCCUUUAGAAAAAGGAAACCUCUUAUUUUGUGAACCAAAGAUUUAUUUUUCCCUUCCUCCUGGCCAAAGGAAGGAAACGGACACAAAUUGACACAUUGAAAUAGUUGAAGAGAUCUACCUUUUGCAAAAAAAGCAUAAAAAUAAGCAAACAUCUUUAUCCAAAUUUGAAAUAAAUAGUGUGGAGGGAGACACUGGAACAUCUAGCAAAAACCUGGAUACUUGCUAAUCUUGCCUCACAAGAGGACAAGCCAAACACUAAACAUCAACUUGUUCUUACAGGGAGGAUUCAAACCCUAAAUAUAAUAAAUGGGGGAUUACGGGUUUGGAGUGUUAGUGCAAAACAACACUGGAAAUAAGUCAGCUUUUCCAGUCAGAUUUCAUCCACAUCUGCAGCCUCCACACCAUCAUCAAAAUGCAACCCCCAGCCCUGCUGCUUUUAUAAAUAAUAACACAGCUGCCAACGGCAGUAGUGCUGGGUCAGCUUGGCUCUUUCCUGCUCCAGCUGCCCAUAAUAUUCAGGAUGAGAUUCUGGGGUCAGAAAAAUCUAAAACUCAGCAACAGGAAAAGCAAGAGUCCCUAGAAAAACAGCAGCUUUCCCCUGGUCAAAGUCAGGAAGCAGGCAUGCUCUCUGAACCCGAGAAAGCCAAAACUGAAGAAAACCAGGGCGAUAAUUCUUCAGAGAACGGCAGUGGAAAGGAGAAAAUAAGAAUAGAAUCGCCGGUUUUAACAGGAUUUGAUUACCAAGAGGCUUCGGGGCUCGGUACUUCGACACAGCCCUUGACAUCCACCGCAUCUUCUCUGACUGGUUUUAGUAACUGGUCUGCAGCUAUUGCUCCUUCUUCUUCUACAAUAAUCAAUGAAGAUGCAAGUUUUUUCCACCAGGGAGGGGUCCCUACUGCCUCAGCUAAUAAUGGUGCUCUGCUGUUUCAGAAUUUCCCACAUCACGUCAGCCCUGGCUUUGGUGGUAGCUUUUCUCCCCAGAUCGGACCCCUCUCUCAGCACCACCCUCAUCACCCCCAUUUCCAGCAUCAUCACAAUCAGCAUCAGCAACAGAGGAGGUCUCCUGCAAGUCCUCACCCACCUCCAUUCACACACAGAAAUGCUGCUUUUAAUCAGUUGCCUCAUUUGGCCAAUAAUCUUAACAAGCCACCUUCUCCGUGGAGCAGCUACCAAAGCCCAUCGCCCACCCCGUCCUCCUGGAGCCCCGGGGGCGGCGGGUACGGCGGCUGGGGAGGGUCCCAGGGCCGAGACCACCGCCGGGGACUGAACGGAGGGAUCACCCCCUUGAACUCCAUCUCGCCCUUAAAGAAGAAUUUUGCAAGUAAUCAUAUCCAGCUGCAGAAGUAUGCACGACCCAGCUCGGCCUUCGCUCCCAAAUCCUGGAUGGACGACAGCUUGAACAGAGCUGAUAACAUUUUUCCUUUUCAGGAUCGCACGAGGACUUUUGACAUGCACUCACUGGAGAACUCCCUAAUUGACAUAAUGAGGGCUGAAAAUGAUUCACUGAAAGGUAAAUUUAGACAGAGACUAUUUCCUGGAGAAGACUCAGCAUAUUUGGUUGGAGCAAGGACAUAUGGGAGAAGGCGAGGUCAGUCCUCGCUGUUCCCGAUGGAGGAUGGGUUCCUGGAUGAUGGGCGUGGGGAUCAGAGCCUGCACAGCGGGUUGGGGUCUCCUCACUGCUUCUCCCACCAGAACGGGGAGCGCGUGGAACGCUAUUCCCGAAAAGUCUUUGUUGGGGGGCUGCCCCCGGACAUCGACGAAGAUGAGAUCACUGCAAGCUUUCGCCGCUUUGGACCUUUGAUUGUAGACUGGCCACACAAGGCAGAGAGCAAAUCUUAUUUUCCUCCUAAAGGAUAUGCAUUUUUGCUGUUCCAAGAUGAAAGCUCUGUGCAGGCACUGAUUGAUGCAUGCAUUGAAGAAGAUGGAAAGCUCUAUCUCUGUGUUUCCAGCCCCACUAUCAAAGACAAACCGGUUCAGAUCCGGCCUUGGAACCUUAGUGAUAGUGAUUUUGUUAUGGAUGGUUCCCAGCCUCUUGACCCAAGAAAAACCAUUUUUGUUGGUGGUGUUCCUCGGCCUUUACGAGCAGUGGAGCUGGCGAUGAUCAUGGACCGGCUCUACGGGGGCGUUUGCUACGCCGGCAUCGACACCGACCCCGAGCUCAAGUACCCCAAAGGAGCUGGGCGGGUGGCAUUUUCCAACCAACAGAGCUACAUUGCUGCUAUCAGCGCCCGCUUCGUCCAGCUGCAGCACGGAGAGAUUGAUAAACGGGUGGAAGUUAAGCCAUAUGUCCUGGACGAUCAGCUGUGUGACGAGUGUCAGGGCGCCCGCUGCGGCGGGAAGUUCGCCCCGUUCUUCUGUGCUAACGUGACGUGUCUGCAGUAUUACUGUGAAUAUUGCUGGGCUGCUAUCCACUCCCGUGCCGGCAGGGAAUUCCACAAGCCCCUGGUGAAGGAGGGAGGGGACCGCCCGAGACAUAUUUCAUUCCGCUGGAACUAAAGGAUCGCUCAUUUGCAGGCCUCCAAUUAAGUGCACUCUUCUGUUCUCCCGACUGCCCUCCCCACCCUGCCCCUCACUCACAGCAUGUCCUUUUGUAGUAGUCUGUAAUUUAACAAUAGUCUAACGAAAGAAUGACCUAUAAUGGGUAUUUUAUAGAAUCUUGUCAUUGAAAACUGUAUUGGGAACUCCUUUUCGUAUCGAUAACAUGUUGCGUUCUCUUGUCCUUACUACCGAGAGAGAACACUUAAUUUCCUGCAACGUUUUCUUAGAGGAGAGAAAAAUAUUAAGAGAAGAGAAUUGAAACAAUAGAGUAUUUUGGUUUUUUAAUUAAAUUAUUGUUAAUAAAGAACAUAAUAAUACUUUUAUUAAAUAACCGUGUAACAAUAACACUAUCAGUCUGUUCUGACACUUUUCCCCCAGGGAAGCCUAUUUUUGCCUCUUUUUUUUUUUUUUGUUUGUUUGUUUGUUUGUUUGGACUUUGAAUUUUUCCAGCAACAGAUGAAGUUAGCGUUUACCUACCAACAGGAAAGAGCAUGUUUAAAGCAACAGAAAUGCAUGAGCAAAGUUGAAGCAGCACUAUUAAUAAUGAUGUUUUUUGUUUGUUGCUUUUUUUUUAAAAAAAAAACUCUUUUAAGGGUUUUGAGGCUGAGAUUUUAGCUCGGUGUGUAUCUGACCGUGCCUCUGGCUACCACCCACAUCCAAAUUACUAACGAGAUAGGCAGAGCUUACUAUAUUUUCAUCAAAAUGAUUACAUUUUAAGAAUUCCUGAAUGUAAAAGUUGAGUAAAGUUACUACUGAGGGGGGAGUGCACUUUUUUCUUUCUUUAAGAGAACUCAAUUGUCUGGUUACAGCCCUAGAUAUCCUACCAAAGCUAGAGUAAUGACAAUUAGUGAACUGGCAUUUCCUCUCCCGAAGGAUAAAUAUAUAGAUUUUAUUUUUGAUGGCUAUAUAUAACUCUAUAUCCUAAUAUACUAACAUUCAUCAGGGGCCAGCCUUUGCUCUCCAUUUUGACGUGAAAAAGUAGAAAACCUAAAGAUACCUCAAGGAUAUCACUGAUUUUUACUGGAAUUUUGAUAUUCCAUUGUGGCACACAACCUCCAAUUGGCUGCUUAUUGGUUUCCCAUCUUGGCUGUAAAGUCACUUUUCGAUCCCCUCAAAUUUAGCUGUAACAGAAGGCAUGAACCCAAGGAGUUUCCAAAUCCUGCUUUGCACCGUUGGCCGAACUGUGUGCAUGGCAUGGUGCAAGUGUGCAGAUGCCUUUCUUACUCUUCCUGUAGAAAGAAUCCCAGCUCCGCUCCCAGCUCUUCAGAACUAAUUGUGGGGAGAUAAAGACCCGCAGGUGGAAGUGCCAACACCGCUAAUUAACGCCGGCUUUAUUGGAACUCAGAACCUUGAGAAGCACCGGCCGGGGACACUGAACCCAACGCUGACGAGUGGGUGCAGAGGGUUUAGUUUGAAACAGGUGAAUGAAGGAGUAGUUCUGAAAAUUUAUUUUUAGUGUACUUUUGAACUAAAUGCCCUGGCCAACUUCUCCACCAAGGAUGUAGCAGUGUGCAAACAAAGUGAUUCUGUGGCAAUCUCUGCCCGGCCCCAGGGGCCUGGGACCACCUGAGAGUCUCCCAAACCAAAGAUUUGCCCUGGCACUGCUUGGAAAAACAUCUGCUCCCUUCAAAGCCCCCCUCAUCCCUUUCCCCCAGCCCCCAUUAUCUUUAUGAGAAGCAGUUUUUCUGUUCAAUACAGGCUUUAAUGAACUGAUACCUUACCAAGUUCCAAAGGUCAAAAUGGAGACAUUUGCUGUCUAUUAGUCAAGUAUAGCAAGGGAGCUGCUUUUACUGAAAUCCCUGAAAAUAUUGACAACAGUAAUGCAAAUGCAGAGUGCUCUUGUGUAGAUUGUCAGGGACUUUUUUUUCUCUGAAGUACAUAAUUCUAGUUGGAAUGUUCCUUUCAUUUUUUUAGUGCUUGUAGGUGGCUUGGGGUGUGCUAUUGUGCCGAUCCUACCCAGCAAACAGGUGAGGUGGGUUUCCAUUACAAGAAAAUAACACUGUUUGAGAACUAGCUUUGAAUAAUAAUUUUUUCCCUUUGUACAUGACCUGCUGAAUUUCGGUACAGUGUUUUUGUAGCUAACUUAUUUUGUCAUGCACAUAAUGUAUAUUUGUUAUGCACUACUUUUGUAUAUCUUGUUUUUCCAACAGUGAGCAUUUUUAGGCACACUUUUCACUGACGGGAUAUCUCUUUAUGCAAUACCUCAAUUUUUCAUAUUGCAAAGAGUAGCUUUUUGUACUUUUAUUACUGAGAGAUCUUCAUAUACUUCAUUUUUUAAUAUAAAUAAUUUUAAUAAAUUUUAUUUUCUUAUAUUCUGCUUUUUAUACAUUUCAGUGCUCUGCAUACAUUUUGAAUUAUGGAUGUUGUGCACUGGCAAUGCUAUUUUAGAAUCUGCAGAGAAAAGAAAGCAUGUUGCUUAAACAUCUUAGCCCAGCACCAGGUAUUUGGUGUACAUAUAAUUUAAGAAAUAGUAUAUGUAAAGUUGAGAAUUAAAGAAGAAAAAAGCAUGAGAGUGACAAAUGACACUUGUCUUUAGACCCAUGAAAUUUAAAUGCAUAAAUAUAGUGUAGAAAUUUAAAAGUCAAGAACCAUCAAAAUUGUCUACCGCUUCUUACUGAGUUUUUAAAAAUUAUACACAAAUGCAGACGUUUUUGGUGAAUGUUUAGCCAUUUUUAUUAUUAAUAAAGAAUCGAUGUUAGGUGUUUGAUGCAGAACCGUGUCUGCUCUUUUAAAUUAUAUUUAAAGAAUAAAAGAGAGCCUGCUAGGUGGCAGGCAUGUAAUGUUAGUAUGCAUGACUAAUGUAAGAAAUCGUUAUUCUACUAAUAUUCACUUGUGAUUGUGUGACAAGCGUGUUUACAGAUCCUUUGGUUACACUUCGAUUUACAGGGCAUCAACAAUUCUCUCUCCAUUACUCUGUGCUUCAACAGUGCUGGCCAAGCCUCUGAUUGCACGGGGCUCUUUGGGGUUACCGUGUAGCCCCAGGCUCAUCAAGGUGUAAUUAGCCACCGGUGGGGGGGUGUCAUUAAUGAGCAGCCGCGUUCCCGGGGGGAGUGGCACAGUAAUUCCAUGGUUAUUUUUGCAAUGUAAAAUAAAGUGUUUCUGAUUAUUUUAUAUGUAAAGGAACCCCACUGCCCCGUGCUUUUUUGGUAUAGUCUCUACUUCUCCAUACACAGACCUCUGCAGAAUGCAAAUUUCAACCUUGCAGUGACUGAAUUUAGCGUUUUAUAAGGAUGCUGUUGGAAAGACUUGAUAAUUCACCCCUUGUGUUUUUGAAGAGUUCAAACCUUCUGUUCAAAGGUGAUUUAAAACUUGAAUGUGAUGAAUUGUGGCAAGUUAACUUCAAGUUAUGUGCAAUACCUAUUUCAGACUUCUGGAAGAUCUUUGCAGUGUAAUUCUUUGUUUUUAAUUGCAGACAUUUAAAAAUGUCAUUUUCUACUGUUCUAGUAAAUCCUCUUUCUUGCUGGUGUUUCUAAAGAAAAGAAUCAGAAAUCAAUCUUUCUACUAAUGUAAAUUUGAGAUUAUUUUUAAAAAAAAAUGGAAUAAAACGUUUUGGUCAUUUGCUUUAUUUUAUUAUCUUAUUUUAAAGCUACUGUGAUAGCAUUGUAAGAAUUGGGACAAUAUUGUAUUCAACUGUUUUAUUUUUUAUAUUUUUAAAUUUUAAAGUAUAAUUAGUUUUUAUAAUUUUCAUCAGAUUUUUUUGUUAUAUUUUUUGGAAGUGAAACUUUUAGCAAGUGGGUGUCUAGUUUUUACUAAUCCCUAAUAUGUUUUUCCCCCAAUGUAUUGCUCAUAUUAUCAGAAGGAAAAGUUAUUUAAGUAUGUCAGUUAAUUGUACUACUUGGCUGAAUUUCCAUAUAGUUUUUACUGUGUAUGGGGAGGUUGUAGUAUUUAUUAUAGCAUUUUAAAUAAGGGUAAUUCAUUUUUUAUUAAAGUCAUUUUCACGUUUAAGUUCAUAUUUUUGUAUGUUCUACUCUAAGUUAUAUAACACAAGUUACUUUUUUUAAAGAGUUCAUUUGUUGAAGUGCUAGUGAAAAUUAAUGUUAUUAAAUAGUUUGCAAAUGACUAUUUAUACCAGUAUGCAUAUAAUUUUUAAAUAUUUGUAAUGUGAGAUGUUGAAUGAAUAAAACUUUUAACUCAA